This is a messenger RNA of Diversispora eburnea, 1605 nucleotides long. NCBI's taxonomy places the organism in Eukaryota, Fungi, Glomeromycota, Glomeromycetes, Diversisporales, Diversisporaceae. The record is from the annotation of a GenBank genome assembly.
AUGUUCUCAAAGCAACUCGUUAAAAAAGGAAUAAAUGGUUUUCAAAGGUUUUAUAAUUUAAGAAAAAUUGGAAUUCGAAAUGCUACUUCAAUCUCGAAGUUAACGGGUGCUGAAAAUGCGGAAAACAAGAAUUUUGAGAAUUCGAAACAAAUGAAUAAUGGUAUUACUAAAAUAUCAACAUUACCAAAUGGUAUGCGUGUUACAACGGAAAACACGCCUGGACAUUUCAUAGCAGUUGGAGUAUACGUGGACGCAGGAUCAAGGUACGAAACAGCAAAUACUAUUGGAGUAUCCCAUAUUUUAGAUCGAUUGGCUUUUAAGAGUACAACUACUUAUACAAAUGAACAAAUACAAAAUAUAACAGAAUCAUUAGGAGGCAACGUUAUGUGUGCCAGUAGUCGUGAAACUAUUAUGUAUCAAUCAGCUAUUUUUACUCAAGAUUUAACUAAAGUUUUAGCACUCUUUGCGGAUGUAAUUCGUAAUCCUCUAAUUAAGCCAGAGGAAGUAGCCGAACAAAAACAAACUGCAUUGUAUGAAAUUCAAGAAAUUUGGCAAAAACCUGAAAUGAUUUUACCAGAAUUACUUCAUACUGUAGCAUAUAAAGAUAACACAUUAGGGAAUCCGAUGUUAUGUCCUGAAGAUAGAUUAAGUAUAAUGACACCUCAAAUGAUAAAGGAUUAUAUAUUAACUUGGUAUCGUCCAGAACAAAUGGUCAUAGCAGCUGCCGGUGCAAAUCAUGAAGAAGUGUUGGAAAAGGCAUGGAAAUAUUUUGGAGAUAUGCCUAAAUCUCCAGAUUUUAAUGUUCAACAACCAAUAUCAUCAUAUUCAGUCACAGCACCAAAUUAUAAACAAUCUAAAUCAUCUUUAUACAAAACAAUUACUACAGCAGCAACAUCUUUACUUAAAUCGAAAGUUCCAAUAACAUCUACCACAAUUCAAAAAGCACAUUAUACAGGAGGAACCCUGAUGAUUAAUCAACCUCUUCCACAUACACAUGUUUAUAUGGCAUUUGAAGGACUUUCAAUACAUGAUCCGGAUAUAUAUGCACUUGCAGUACUUCAAAUAUUACUUGGUGGAGGAGGAUCAUUUUCAGCUGGAGGACCUGGGAAAGGAAUGUACACACGUCUUUUCACAGAUGUUCUCAAUCAAUAUCCAUGGAUGGAAUCAUGCAUGUGCUUUAAUCAUUGUUAUACUGAUUCAGGUCUUUUUGGUAUUAUGGCAUCAUGUCGACCGGAAUAUAAUCAUACUGUAUUGGAAGUUAUUGCUCAACAAUUUGAUAAUGUUUCAAGUUAUGGACGUAAAAAUGUAACUCAAGCGGAAUUCAUACGAGCAAAAAAUCAACUGAAAAGUAGUUUGCUCAUGAAUUUAGAAUCAAGGAUGGUUCAAGUUCUUGGAUAUAAAGUUCCUGCAGAAGUAAUGUGUAAAAAAAUUGAUGAUGUUUCAUUAGAUGAUCUUGUAAGAGUUGCAAAAAUGGUUGUAAGAGGUCAAGUUCAUAACGAAGGAAAUGGUACAGGUAAAAUUUCAGUAAUUGUUCAAGGAGACUUGACUGGAUUACAAGAUGUUACCAAAGUUGCUGAAAAGUAUGGUCUUGGUAAAAGUGGUUAA